Lottia gigantea (owl limpet) is the source of this 837-nucleotide messenger RNA. RefSeq lists its product as hypothetical. Lineage: Eukaryota; Metazoa; Mollusca; Gastropoda; Lottiidae. Gene Ontology annotation, biological process: proteolysis. The record is from RefSeq and is a predicted model, not a curated record. Gene Ontology annotation, molecular function: serine-type endopeptidase activity. The transcript is spliced from 5 exons. The coding region runs from base 79 to 711 and encodes 210 amino acids.
CAUCGUGUAGUUGGUGGAGAAGAAGCAAUAAGAGGUAGCUGGCCAUGGCAGACAACUGUUUCACACAAAGGAGCAUUUAUGUGCGGUGGAAGCUUACUGAAUCCGUACUGGGUACUCACUGCAGCUCACUGCUUUGGAGUGAGUAUCAUACCUAGAGAAUGGCAAGUAGGAGUUGGUAAACAUUAUUUAAUGCAGGCCGAGAAGGGAGUAGAGGCUAUUGGUUUAGCUGAUAUUAUAAUACAUCCACAAUAUAAUUCUCAUACAUCUUAUAAUGAUAUAGCUUUAUUACGUUUAAAACAACCAGUUAAUAUGACGAGUCGUAUUAGUACCAUUUGUCUACCAACACAACCGCAACGUAUUGGUCAGAAUUGUUAUGUUACAGGUUGGGGAGAUUCUUUUGAUACAUGUUGUCCCGAUGUCUUAAAACAAGCUAUGGUACCGGUAUUAAAUACAACACUAUGUAAUAGUACUAAUCAUUAUAAUGGUAGAGUUUUAGAUUCUAUGUUUUGUGCUGGUUAUACAAGUCAACAUAUCGAUGCCUGUCAUGGUGAUUCCGGUGGACCAUUAGUAUCAUUAUAUUCAGAUGGUAAAUGGUAUUUACAAGGUAUUAUAUCUUGGGGUAUAGGGUGUGCUGAUUUAAAACAUCCUGGUAUAUAUACUGAUGUUUACAAAUUUAAUUCAUGGAUACAAGCAGUUGUUUAUCAGAAGUAGUCAAUACAGUAUCAAUAAAGAACAUAUUGUGAGCCUAUAAUAACAGCUCAUUCCAGUAACAGUAAUCAUUAUCAGCAAGAAAUAGACAAUUAAAAAAUAUAUAAUGGGCAGACACAUAGUCACACC